Messenger RNA from Sarcophilus harrisii (Tasmanian devil), 7319 nucleotides. It is a transcript of the gene ATRNL1, whose product is annotated as attractin like 1. Gene Ontology annotation, molecular function: protein binding. The record is from RefSeq and is a predicted model, not a curated record. NCBI's taxonomy places the organism in Eukaryota, Metazoa, Chordata, Mammalia, Dasyuromorphia, Dasyuridae. The transcript has 29 exons. The coding region runs from base 242 to 4363 and encodes 1373 amino acids. Gene Ontology annotation, cellular component: Golgi apparatus.
CCCGUGCUGGACUUGGGGGAGCCGAGCGGAGGCGGCGGCGGUAGCGGAGCUCCAUCCGUCCUUCUGGGGGAGCGGGACGGGGGCCGGCGCCGGUGAAGACGGCGACGGCGACGGCGACGGCAGCGACCGCCUCCUCCGCCCACGCCGCCUCCGCAGCGGCAGCAGCAGCAGCAGCAGCAGCAGCCUCCGGGGCUCCCCGGCCCGAAUCCUCCUGCGGAGCCUUGGGGUCCGCGGGUGGCCGAUGAUGGAGCCGGGGGCGCCGCAGCUCGCGGCCCCCGCCGUGGGGCGAGUCCGGACCGGCGGGGGCGGGGGCGCCUCCUCCUGGCUGUUGGAUGCCCCCAGCUGGCUGCUUGGCUACGGAUUUGUCUACCUGGUGCUCUACGCCCAGGUGUCCCAGUCCAAGCCGUGCGACAGGAGCUCCUCCUGCUUCUCGGGCCGCUGUGUCAACGCCACCUGCCUCUGCGACCAGGGCUGGGUAGGGGACCAGUGUCAGCACUGCCAGGGCAGGUUCAAGUUAACAGAGCCCUCUGGAUAUUUAACAGAUGGACCAAUUAACUAUAAAUACAAAACUAAAUGUACAUGGCUAAUUGAAGGCUAUCCAAAUGCAGUCUUAAGAUUAAGAUUCAAUCAUUUUGCUACAGAAUGUAGUUGGGACCAUAUGUAUGUUUAUGAUGGAGAUUCAAUAUAUGCACCUUUAAUAGCUGUGCUUAGUGGCCUGAUAGUCCCUGAAGUACGGGGGAAUGAAACAGUACCUGAAGUUGUUACUACAUCUGGCUAUGCACUGCUCCACUUUUUUAGUGAUGCUGCAUAUAACCUAACUGGUUUCAAUAUUUUUUAUUCAAUUAAUUCCUGUCCUAACAAUUGCUCUGGGCAUGGGAAAUGCACAACCAGUGUUUCUAUUCCAAGCCGGGUAUAUUGUGAGUGUGACAAAUAUUGGAAAGGUGAAGCAUGUGAUAUCCCUUACUGUAAAGCUAAUUGUGGCAGUCCAGAUCAUGGGUAUUGUGAUCUAACAGGAGAAAAAUUAUGUGUCUGCAAUGAUAGCUGGCAAGGUCCUGAUUGUUCUUUGAAUGUACCUUCCACGGAGUCCUACUGGAUUCUUCCAAAUGUAAAACCAUUCAGUCCUUCUGUUGGUCGGGCUUCACAUAAGGCAGUUUUACAUGGAAAAUUUAUGUGGGUGAUUGGUGGAUAUACUUUUAACUACAGUUCUUUUCAAAUGGUCUUAAAUUACAAUUUAGAAAGCAGCAUAUGGAAUGUGGCACCAAUAUCAAGAGGACCACUUCAGAGAUAUGGACAUUCACUUGCUUUAUAUCAGGAAAAUAUCUUCAUGUAUGGAGGCAAAAUUGAAACAAAUAAUGGCAAUGUCACAGAUGAAUUGUGGGUUUUCAACAUACAUAGUCAGUCAUGGAGUACAAAAACCCCCACUGUCCUUGGACACGGUCAGCAGUAUGCUGUGGAGGGACACUCAGCACAUAUUAUGGAACUGGAUAGUAGAGAUGUUGUCAUGAUCAUAAUUUUUGGAUACUCGGCAGUAUAUGGUUAUACAAGCAGCAUACAGGAAUACCAUAUCUUAUCUAAUACAUGGCUUGUUCCAGAAACAAAAGGAGCAAUUGUGCAAGGUGGAUAUGGCCACACAAGUGUGUAUGAUGAAAUGACAAAAUCCAUUUAUGUACAUGGAGGUUAUAAAGCUUUACCAGGCAACAAAUAUGGACUAGUAGAUGACCUUUAUAGAUAUGAAGUUAAUACCAAGAUAUGGACUAUUUUGAAAGAAAGUGGGUUUGCCAGAUAUCUUCAUUCAGCUGUCCUAAUCAAUGGAGCUAUGCUCAUUUUUGGAGGAAACACCCAUAAUGAUACCUCCUUGAGUAAUGGUGCAAAAUGCUUUUCUGCUGAUUUCCUGGCAUACGAUAUAGCUUGUGAUGAAUGGAAAAUUUUACCGAAACCCAAUCUUCAUAGAGAUGUCAACAGAUUUGGUCACUCAGCAGUCGUUGUUAAUGGGUCUAUGUAUAUAUUUGGGGGAUUUUCUAGUGUCCUCCUUAAUGAUAUCUUAGUGUAUAAGCCUCCAAAUUGCAAGGCUUUCAGAGAUGAAGAACUUUGUAAAAAUGCUGGUCCAGGGAUAAAAUGUCUUUGGAACAAGAAUAACUGUGAAUCAUGGGAAGCUGGACAUCAUAAUAAUAUUCUCAGAGCAAAAUGCUCUGCCAAAACUGUUGCCACUGAUGACAGAUGUUACAGAUAUGCAGAUUGUGCCAGCUGUACUGCUAAUACAAAUGGGUGCCAGUGGUGUGAUGACAAGAAGUGCAUUUCAGCAAACAGUAACUGCAGUAUGUCAGUCAAAAACUUCACCAAAUGCCAUGUCAAAAAUGAACAGAUCUGUAAUAAACUGACCAGCUGUAAGAGUUGUUCUUUAAACUUGAACUGCCAGUGGGAUCAACGACAGCAAGAAUGCCAGGCUUUACCAGCUCAUCUUUGUGGAGAGGGAUGGAAUCAUAUUGGAGAUGCAUGCCUUCGGAUAAAUUCCAGCAAAGAAAACUAUGACAAUGCUAAACUUUAUUGCUACAGCCUGAAUGGAAAUCUUGCUUCACUAACAAGCUCAAAAGAAGUAGAAUUUGUUUUGGAUGAAAUACAAAAGUAUACACAACAGAAAGUAUCUCCUUGGGUAGGUUUGCGCAAGAUUAACAUAUCCUACUGGGGAUGGGAAGACAUGUCCCCUUUCACAAAUACAACCCUACAGUGGCUUCCUGGUGAACCAAAUGACUCUGGAUUUUGUGCAUAUCUAGAAAGAGCUGAAGUAGCAGGCCUAAAAGCUAACCCUUGCACAUCUGUGGCAGAUGGACUUGUCUGUGAAAAGCCUGUUGUUAGUCCCAACCAAAAUGCAAGACCUUGUAAAAAGCCAUGUUCUUUAAGGACAACAUGUUCUAACUGCACAAGCAAUGGCAUGGAAUGUAUGUGGUGCAGCAGCACAAAACGAUGUGUUGACUCAAAUGCCUAUAUAAUCUCUUUUCCAUAUGGGCAGUGCCUGGAAUGGCAAACUGCCACUUGUUCCCCUCAGAAUUGUUCUGGAUUAAGAACAUGUGGACAGUGUUUAGAACAACCUGGGUGUGGUUGGUGCAAUGAUCCUAGUAACACUGGGAAAGGACACUGCAUCGAAGGCUCUUCAAGGGGACCUAUGAAAGUUAUUGGGAUGCAUACUAAUGAGAUGAUUCUUGACACAAGUCUUUGUCCGAAAGAGAAAAGUUAUGAAUGGUCUUUUAUCUAUUGCCCAGCUUGCCAGUGUAAUGGACACAGCACUUGCAUCAACAAUAAUGUUUGUGAGCAAUGUAAAAACCUUACUACAGGGAAGCAAUGUCAGGACUGUAUGCCAGGAUACUAUGGAGAUCCAACCAAUGGAGGACAGUGUACAGCUUGCACAUGCAGUGGUCAUGCAAAUAUUUGUCAUAUGCACACAGGAAAAUGUUUCUGUACAACUAAAGGAAUAAAAGGAGAUCAGUGCCAGUUAUGUGAUUCUGAAAAUCGUUAUGUUGGUAACCCACUCAGAGGAACAUGUUACUAUAGCCUUUUGAUUGACUACCAGUUUACCUUCAGUUUGUUACAGGAAGAUGAUCGCCAUCAUACCGCCAUAAACUUCAUAGCAAAUCCAGAACAAUCAAACAAAAAUUUGGAUAUUUCCAUUAAUGCAUCAAACAACUUUAAUCUCAACAUUACGUGGUCCAUUAGUUCAACAGCUGGAACAAUAUCGGGAGAGGAAAUUCUGCUAAUUCACAGAGUUAAAAUAAAGGAAUUCAGAGAUAGUUUUUCCUGUGAAAAAUUUAAUUUCAGAGGCAAUCCUAACAUUACAUUCUAUGUCUAUGUCAGCAACUUUUCUUGGCCAAUUAAAAUACAGAUUGCAUUCUCACAACACAAUACUAUCAUGGAUCUUGUGCAAUUCUUUGUCACCUUCUUCAGUUGUUUCUUAUCCCUCCUACUGGUAGCUGCUGUUGUCUGGAAGAUCAAACAAACUUGUUGGGCAUCUCGACGGAGAGAGCAACUGCUUCGAGAAAGACAGCAGAUGGCCAGCCGCCCCUUUGCUUCUGUUGACGUAGCAGUGGAAGUGGGAACUGAACAGACCGACUUUCUACGAGGGACAUUAGAGGGUGCACCCAAACCAAUUGCCAUAGAACCAUGUGCAGGAAACAAAGCAGCAGUUCUGACUGUGUUUCUCUGUCUUCCAAGAGGACCAUCAGGUGUCCCACCCCCUGGUCAAUCAGGUCUUGCAAUUGCGAGUGCUCUCAUAGACAUUUCACAACAGAAGCCAGCAGAUAGUAAAGAUAAAUCUUCAGGCGUUCGAAAUCGAAAGCAUCACCUUUCUACACGUCAAGGAACUUGUGUCUGAGGUCCAGAAACUGCACUUGUAUAGUCUGUGUUAUUGUUCUUUUCAAAUGGCUUCCAUUGCAAGCUAUCCCACAGCCUCAGUUUUAAUGGAGGCAAAAAUCACUGAUCACAAGUUCCAAGCCCUGGUCCUUUCGUAUGUGCACUCAGCUGCACUCCAAACCAGAACAUUUUGUGGACCCAAACACGGACAUGAAAUAAUCUUUUAUAAGAGCAACAGAAUUGAAGUUCACAAACAAGCAUCCAUUUUUACGAUAACCUUAAGCAUAUCAGAGAUACAUUUGCAUCAAUCAUGGAAAAAAAAAGCUCUAUGUAGAUUACUCCCCUGACAAGGAUAGGGGAUAAGUAUCAUUCUUUGGGGAGGGAGGGGAAAGGAAUUGUUAUAAAACUGAAACAAAAAAUUGUUUUUGAUUCCUGGAUGGUCAAAAUUAUACCAUUUUCUUCAUAAAAGUGAAUUUAGACUAACCAAACAUAAUCAACAAUUGAACCCAUUGCUAUGGAUUUAGAUAUUGUUUUAUCUCACUAUCAAUGUGAGAGCAAAUCACUAAGUCAAUAGAAUGUAGAUAUUACAUUAAACUCUUUUAUAGGACCAUAUUAUGUCAGAAAACAGUCUGGAAACAGGAAGAUUAUUUAUCCAACUGGAAAGCAGACUCAGCUGAGCCAGGUUUGGUGGAGAUCGUGUGCCCUUCCAUAAGAGGCUUAUUAGAAUUCUGAGUGAAGAGAACAUUCCUGCCUUCCAUGCCAACUGACUAACUCAUUAUCAGAGCUGAUAGAGCAUGGAAAAGCCUGUCCAGCAAUCAAUUUCUCUCUUCUUUCCAAAAACAGCCUCCAAUAUUUCAAACCUAAAGAGAGUAUAAAUUGUUAUUUUACAAGUAUAUAAGCUUCUGUUCCAGUAUGGAAAUAUUUUAAUUGCCUAAGAAUCAUUGCCUCACACCAAAAAUGACCUACCUGCAGUUUUGCCAAAACUAUAAUCUUUAUUUGGUGUUCCUCUCCUGGUUACUGAAUUUUGUUUUGUCUGUACCUUCCACAAAUGUAAUUAUAUUUUAAAGUUGACACUUCCCAAUUUACAGUGUGACCUCAGCUUCACAAUCAAACUGUUUCACUUAGAAAAUGAUUGAAGAAGAACAUUUGGUCGCCAAUGCCAACAGCAUUCUUGCCUCUAAACAUGAGACCAAGAUACUGAUGGGCCUCCAUGACCAGAGUACUGACCUAGAGCUAACAACUCCUUAAGGAGCCACGCUUACUGUAUUCUCAAGGACUGAAACAUCUCAAGCAAGACGAAAAGAAAAAGGAUUUUACACUACACAAGUUGAACUGGAUCUUAUUCUUAUGUGGCUGAUAGCAGUUGAUUCAAGCUAAGUACUUUUCCAAGAGCUUGAUUGGAAUUGCAAUUUCUUAACUAAAUGUGAAGAACAGCAGCAGAGGGGUCCAAGCCUCUUAUAAAUGACAAUUUUACUAAAGAAGAAAAGAUUUUAAAUUAUAAUUGAUGUUCAAUACUUGAUCUGUAUUUUCCAUUUUCUUUUAAUUUCAAGGAGGUAAUGACAUUUUGCUGUUUCCAAUUGACUGCAUAGUUACUUGCAUGCUAUGGUGGUACACUAGCAGAAUAAGACCCUCUUAUGAAUUUCUGUAUUUAUUUCAUGCCAUUUAUGACAUAGAAAUUUGGCUUAAUUUUUAUGAGGACUGAAUGUAUAAAUAUAUCAGAAAUGAUCAUAUAAUACAUAGUUACAUCUUACACAGGACUGUUAGAUUGUAUCUAGCCAUGACUCACUGUUUUUAUAAUUAAGCAUUUAUGGAUUAUGAAUAAUAUGUAUCCCUUAUGUUGGCAUGACAGCUCAAGUAUUUUUCAUGCAUCAAAAUAAGAUUCAUCCUUAGAAUAAUCCCAUCAAUAUCCUGUGAUUUUUUUUAAUGAUUAUUUUGAACUCCUUCCAUCAUUCCACAUCUAGACUUAUUUUUUAAACUUUUGCUGGAAACAAUCAUUUAGUGUUACUAUCUUAGAAACAUUUAAACAUAUUUUCUUUGAUGUUUUAAAUGAAGAUUUGCUCAAGGAAAAGAUAAAUAGACAUAACCAAUGAUGACAAAAAUAAUCAUUUAAAAAUUGAACUAUUUCACUGCACUGUUUGUUUCAUUCUGUUUAAUAGCAAAGAUACAGUUUUGUAGGUUUCAGAGGAGAUCUGACCUAACUGUGUGUGUUAGGAGAUGGUAAGAUCAUGGCAUUUCCUUGAGAGAAAGAUAUUCUCAUCUACCUGAAAUCCAACUUGGUUCACAUAACUUGAAAAUGUGAACUUUUCAAGAUUAUAAUUUAUAUGACAAUGGUUAAGACUGACAAGCAUCAGAUAUUUUAAUAGGUUGAUUAAAGCCAUACUGCAUAUCUUAUAUUGUGGUCACAAUGAUACUUUUAUUAUGCAACAUUCUCAUAACAUGUCAAAGAGUUCUCUAAUAACAGAACUCUGCAUCCUCAGUUAUGUGCAUUUAAAAAGACUCUAAGCAUGACCGGUAGCUCUCUGUCUGUGGCAUGAGUGUUUUGCUUGUUUAUCAGACCCAAUGCUAGGCUACUGAAAAUAUGCAAUUGAUAGGGACAAAAUUUAACAGCCUUAAAUUAUUGGUUUUCUAAGCAGCACAUGCCCUAGAUAGUUGUAAAUCAUAUUAAUAUUGCUCUAGUUUGUAGAUUUUUGUGAUUUUCAGAUGUUUAAAAGUAUCAAUUAUCUAAAUACAAUAAAAUAGUCAAAAUUAACCUGGAAGAACUAUUUGAGAAGAAUCUAAGAAUUCUUGUAUAUGGGAUAAAUGUGCCUCCAGAUGGAUUUGCUAGGUUUUUAAAUAACCAGGACUUUUAAAGUUGGCUUAAAUCAAAACCUAGUUCUAUAACCACUGAAUGAUGUUCAGAUACUUGUUCACCCAUUUCCUGCAACAUGCAUUCUAAAUUAAUGCAUUGAUUUCUUGUCAAAAGUUAUUUUUCCUUGAUA